GACCUCGACGUCAUCAGCUGCAGAUCGCGUCUUUUCUCAGCUGAUUUUUUCUCGAUAUACGAGCGCUUUUGCUCUUCGCCGAAAUGGCCGUGUGAUCUGCAGCCUGUAGACAGCGCGCAAACUCCUCAGUGCAUCAACAUAGUGCACUGGCUCAGUACAUUUAUUCAAAAAUGGCGUCCCUUGUGGCAACUCUGACCUUUGCUGUACCUGACAGCACGAAAUUAUUUGAAUUCUCAGUAGAAGACUCUCUUAUUCCACUUGAAAUAGCUAGCCAUGUCUUUGAUGAGCUCACGGUUUGGCCCGGACGAUAUGGAGGUCCUUCUUUGGGACCCAUCAUCACCGAUGGCUGACCCUCUGGGGUCCUUCCUAGAUAAAGAUGAGGAGGUUCUUCCUCUCGGAGGCACUGAAUCGCCCCUCUCAUCUUUCUCUUCCUCUCCACUUCCCUCUCUCUCCCCACCCUGCACUCCUCCCUCCCUUCAGAGGGGGGAGAAGGCUGGGCUCAAUCAGCUGUCCCUGUCCUGGUUCUCCUCAGAUGAGCUGUGCCUAGAUAAUGGUGGUGGAGACAGCAGUAAUGAUCAUUCAUUCAGUGAAAUGGAUUGGAUGACAGAGCGAAUUGAUCUUAGUGAGUUCGAUCUGGAGUCUUUAAUUGACUCCUAUGAUUCGGAGGAUCCGCCCAGUUCUCCUGAGGAACUCAUUGCUUCUCUGGAGUCACAAAUAGACCUGGAGUCCCACCCUGUAGCUUCUAACAACACCCCUUCACCCUCUCCCCCAGUGUCUGUCCCUGAAAUUGAUCAGCUUUCUAACCUUGCAUUCACUUUGAAUACUCCAGUUUCUGCUUCAUUCAUUCCCUCAAUACCAUGUGAAGUGUCAGAUUCCUCCUCUGUAGUCCCUGAGCCCCAGGCCGAGCUCGAGAUAAAGUCUGAACCGGCCUCCCCGGUCCCAUCGCCUUCCAUCCUUCCACCUGAGUCCCCUACUGACACCCUUGAGCUUGGUUGCGAGGUGGACAUAGCCGAAGUGCAGAGUCCAACCCCCGAUGAGAUGCGGGUGCCCAAAAUUGUCCUGUCCCUCUCCCCGACCCGCAUCGUUCUUGUUCUUGCUCCCAAAGAGGAGGCUAAUGUGAUGGCGACCCAUCCAGUUGAGGUGGUUGUGGAUAAUCCCCCAAGUCCAGCCUCCCCUGACCCACAAACCCCAGCCUCUCCCCAGUCUCGGUCUUGCAGGGUGAAGCCAUACCCUUCACCUGAUUCUAAGCCCACCCAAAAUCAGCAAUCCGAGUCGCCUUCCCUCACAGGAAGAGUGAAGUCAGCCAGUGGCGCAAAGGUUGUGGUUGAGAAGAAGAAGCUGAAGAAAAUGGAGCAGAACAAGACUGCGGCGACCCGCUACCGACAGAAGAAGCGCACAGAGCAGGAAUCCCUCCAGUCAGAGUGUGCAGCUCUGGAGGAGAGGAAUCAAGAGCUGGCGGAAAAAGCGGAAUCGCUCACUAAAGAGAUCCAGUACCUGAAAGAGCUAAUGGAUGAAGUUAAGAGGGCAAGAGAGAGCAGGAGUAUGAAGUCGUAGAAAAAAAUGGACACAGAGGCUUGAAGCUGAGAGAAAUGGACGGUUUCAGCAUAGCCUGAAGUGCAGAAUACUAGGGAUGUUGGUCCUAAAAGAAAGUAUUUCCUGAAGGGUUAAAUAAAUAACCGUUUUGAUUCUUCCCCAGUGACUUAGAUUCAGCUUCAUUUUUAGCAUAUCAGCUAUCAGUAGUAAAGCCUGAUGUACCUUUACAAGUGUAUUUUUUAUCUUUUGUAUCUCAGUGUAUGCAGAGUAUUAUAUAUAAGAGUGUAUUGUUGAUUGUCUUGACAUUUCCUACUUGAAAUUGUGCUGUAGAAAUGAUCAAUAUUUAAACUUUAUUCAUAGAAAUGGUGUGGUGUGCACUUGUUAGAUUAUGUAUUGACCGUCUAUGGGCCUUUCACUGCUUAUGAACUAACUUGAAUGUUAUUUGUGUAAUAAACCUUUAAAAAGA
Messenger RNA from Cyprinus carpio (common carp), 1999 nucleotides. It is a transcript of the gene atf4b, whose product is annotated as activating transcription factor 4b. Lineage: Eukaryota; Metazoa; Chordata; Actinopteri; Cypriniformes; Cyprinidae. The record is from RefSeq and is a predicted model, not a curated record. Gene Ontology annotation, molecular function: DNA-binding transcription activator activity, RNA polymerase II-specific; RNA polymerase II transcription regulatory region sequence-specific DNA binding. Gene Ontology annotation, biological process: regulation of transcription by RNA polymerase II. Gene Ontology annotation, cellular component: nucleus; ATF4-CREB1 transcription factor complex; ATF1-ATF4 transcription factor complex.